CAAAAUGUUUGCAUACAGUCCUAAAUAUAUACAUUAAUACAUGCACACUCAUAUAUAUUUAUAUAUACAAUCAAGAUGAGGAAGAGCUUGGAUAAGAUGACAUAGAUUAAGUGUAAUUAUGGAGAGAACGACUAGUGUUGUUAUUCAAGAAGGGGGUGCUGAAGAUACCAUCUUUGAUGAUGAUGGACGUCUCAAAAGAACUGGAACUGUGGUGACGGCAAGUGCACACAUAAUAACGGCACUAAUAGGAUCGGGUGUGCUGUCUUUAGCAUGGGCUGUAGCGCAGUUGGGAGCCAUCGCCGGACCGAUAGUUUUGAUCAUCUUCUCCAUCAUUACUUUGUGGCACAAAUUUCAUGUUUUGCGCGAUUGCCCAGUAUGCUACUCUAAUUGGCCUUAGCACCGGAUAUGCAAUCACUACAGCUCUUAGCUUAGGGGCAAUUGAAAGAACAACUUGCUAUCACAAGAAUGGGCGGAAUUGGCCGGAUUGCAGUCCAUCAACCCGGAAUUACAUAUUUUAUUUUGGAGUGCUACAGAUAAUCCUUAGUCAAAUACCAAAUAUUCGAAAGCUUUCGUUUAUCUCGGUCGUCGCUUCACUCAUGUCAUUUACUUACUCAAUCAUUGGGGUUGCUCUCGCUACUGCUACAAUCGCCAGUGGAUUGAAAGUGAGAAUAAGCCUCACAGGUGUGCCAAUUGGAACUCAUAACUCAGCUAUGGAUAAGAUGUGGAACACUUUCUCGGCCAUUGGAAACAUUGCCAUCUCCUUUGCCUUCUCCAUUGUUCUCAUUGAAAUACAGGCACAACAACACUAUAUUUUCCGUUACAUUGCAAGUUUGAAUGUGUUUCUUACAUUCUAAAGUGGGGAAAAAUGAAAACCCGGUUAAGUAUUUGCAUGAAUGCAAGAUACAUUAAAAGCAUCUCCAAGAGAGAAUAAGGUGAUGAAAGAGGCAACUUGUGUUGGUAUAAUAGUGUCCUCUGCCUUCUAUGCGCUCUGUGGGAUCCUCGGCUAUGUUGCGUUCGGAAAUGAUGUUCCGGGGAAUCUCUUAACUGACGAUCACGCUUUCUACGAGCCAUAUUGGCUUCUUGGUUUGGCUAAUGCAUGCAUUGCCGUCCACCUUGUUGGAGCCUAUCAGGUAUUUUCCCAACCGGUGUUUGAAUUUGUGGAGAGCUGGUGCAUGAGAAAGUGGGGAGGAACAAGCAGAUUCAUGAGAGCGGAAUACAACAUUGUUGGGAGGUUGGAGGUGAGCUUGUUUAGGAUAGUCUGGAGAACAACAUACGUCAUGACCACAAUGCUAGUGGCGCUAAUAUUCCCCUUCUUCAACGCCUUCGUCGGUCUGCUAGGAGCCAUCUCCUUCUGGCCGCUCACCAUCUAUUUCCCCAUCAAGAUGUAUAUUCUCCAAGCACACAUUCAGAAAUGGUCAUUGUCUUGGAUUUCGCUGCACACACUUAGCUUCGUUUGCUUCAUCGUCUCCUUCCUCGCCGCUGUCGGUUCCAUUCGUAACUUAAUCAAGUCCGUCUUGCAUUACAAACCAUUUGCCUAAGCGCCA
Cuscuta epithymum is the source of this 1544-nucleotide messenger RNA. Lineage: Eukaryota; Viridiplantae; Streptophyta; Magnoliopsida; Solanales; Convolvulaceae. The record is from the annotation of a GenBank genome assembly.